Molecule: messenger RNA, 801 nt
Organism: Aspergillus calidoustus
Lineage: Eukaryota; Fungi; Ascomycota; Eurotiomycetes; Eurotiales; Aspergillaceae
Source: the annotation of a GenBank genome assembly
AUGAGAGUCCCAAUCCUGUUCCAUGCGCAAUUGCGGUCUGCGCUUCCCCGACCCGUGCGGAGAGAGCUCUGCAACAGCUUGGCUUUUCUCCGAACCAAGACGACUCAUAAUGCCCCUCGACUUGCUAAAACAGAAAGCUCGAAUCCAAAAUCUAAAGAGAACACAAUCAAUGCCACGCGAAGCUCCCUACCCUCUUUCCCGCACACAAAAACCGCCAUUCGAAAAGGACCCCCGGAGAAGAUAUUGAUAUACCAUGGAGGAACCGGCCGCACAAUAUUCUUGGGAAUGCUGCGGAUAACGACCAUCUUCCUUUUUGGCGUCAGUUGUCUGGUUGUCGCUCCUGCUUUCAUGUCGGCCGACUUCCCAUCAUAUGUAGGGCCAGCUAUCAUCAUUGGCGGCGCGCUACCGAUGCUAUUCGUAUCUUAUACUUCCGCUCCUUUCGUCAACUUUGUUCACCUCGCUCUCCCCGUCUCCGUUCGACGAUCGCGGGAGCAAGCCCUACAAUACGCCAAGCAACUUCCUCCAACCGCCACUUUGUAUAUCAAUACUAUGAAGUUUACAACAAUUCCGCGGCAGACACAGGUCAGGUUGGGGGAUCUUGUGCCUGACAAGUCCAAGGUCCGCCCUGUGAGCUUUCGGAAUCAGAAUCCGGCUCCCCUGCCAUGGUGGCGAGGGAAAACCCUACGCCAGUUCUACACAACGGAGAAAAGCAAGCCGGGGAGGGAGUCAACCACUUUCUAUCCAGAGCUUUGGGAACACGUCUACAAACAGAUCUGCAAUCGUUCCCCGAAGAGAAAAUAA